Molecule: messenger RNA, 3431 nt
Organism: Vidua macroura (Pin-tailed whydah)
Lineage: Eukaryota; Metazoa; Chordata; Aves; Passeriformes; Viduidae
Gene: TOM1
Product: target of myb1 membrane trafficking protein
Exons: 17
Coding region: 738-2177 (479 amino acids)
Biological process (GO): signal transduction
Cellular component (GO): membrane; endosome
Molecular function (GO): phosphatidylinositol binding; ubiquitin binding; clathrin binding
Source: RefSeq, a predicted model, not a curated record
UGCGGGGACAGCAGCCGCAGGCUGGGCUGGCCCUGGGGUACACAGUUCACCCAGUCGGACCAGUGUCCCCUGCCUGGAGGACUCAAGCACUGGGCGGCUGGGGGUGUUUGCCCGCCCUGAGCCUCCCCGCACUGAGCUGUGGGACAAGCGGUGCCUGGCAGGGCCAUGGCCUGGCUCCUGCAGCACAAGCUGGCUCACAGCAUGGAGCACCAGCUCAGACAAUGAUCACAGCACCCACCCUGUGCCCUGGCAGGCCCAUGGGCACGUGGUGUCCUGCAGUCCCUGUGCUCAGGGCAGCUUGGGGAACAUGAGAGAAGGAUGUGGCCUGAGAAAGUGGAGGAGAGAUGCCGCACUUAGAGAGAAGAAGACCAUCAACAGCCGCACUGGUGUCAGAACAGGGCCACAGGUCUUAAAAUGCUUAGAAUGAAGACUCUCUGUUCUCAUGUUGUGUUGCCUGAGGGCCUUGAAGUUGUGCUUGGAAGGUUGAUGCCCAUUUAAACUCUCCACUUGGAUCAUUAACUGCUGGGUCAAAAGCAGAAAAAGUCAGCUCUGCAGAGGAAGGACCUCUCAAAAGGUGUAGAGGACCCAUAGCAGCAAGGGAGAGCCACAGAUUUUGCAGGGACAGCAGUUUUGAAAAUUCAGGCAUUUCUAAGUACCUUGCUGGGACUGAGCUCUCCUGAAGUGCACCUGAGAGAGCUACCGAUGGGUCCCUGCGGAGUGAGGACUGGGCUCUCAACAUGGAGAUCUGUGACAUCAUUAACGAGACUGAAGAAGGGCCCAAAGAUGCAUUCCGAGCCAUUAAGAAGAGAAUUGUAGGGAAUAAGAACUUCCAUGAAGUUAUGCUGGCUUUGACGGUCCUGGAGACCUGCGUCAAGAACUGCGGCCAUCGCUUCCACGUCCUUGUGUCUAGCCAGGACUUUGUAGAAGGUGUCCUGGUGAGAACAAUCCUGCCAAAGAACAAUCCACCUGCCAUAGUGCAUGACAAGGUGCUGACCCUCAUCCAGUCCUGGGCGGACGCCUUCCGCAGCUCUCCAGACUUGACUGGUGUCGUUGCUGUCUAUGAAGACCUGAGACGGAAGGGUUUGGAGUUCCCCAUGACUGAUCUGGACAUGCUGUCACCUAUCCACACACCACAGAGGACUGUGUAUAGCUCCAACUCUCAGUCUGGACAGAACUCACCUGCAGUCAACUCCCCUCAGCAGAUGGAGUCCAUCCUCCACCCUGUCACCCUGUCCCCUGGGAGGGGCACGUCCAGCAAUGCACCCAUCACACCCACACCAGAGCAGAUCGGGAAGCUGCGCAGUGAGCUGGAAGUGGUGAAUGGGAACACAAAGGUGAUGUCGGAGAUGUUGACGGAGCUGGUGCCGUCCCAGGCCGAGCCUUCUGACCUGGAGCUGCUGCAAGAGCUGAAUCGGACAUGCAGAGCCAUGCAGCAGCGAGUCCUGGAGCUGAUUCCCCGUGUCCUCCAUGAGCAACUCACCGAGGAGCUGCUCCUCAUCAAUGACAACCUCAAUAACGUGUUUCUGCGCCAUGAAAGGUUCGAGCGACUUCGGACAGGACAGCCUGUUAAGGCACCAAAUGAGGCAGAGAACAGCUUGAUUGACCUGGAACCCAAUACUCCUUCAGCACUGAAACAGCCUGAAGUCACCAGCAACCUUUCCUCUCAGCUGGCUGGAAUGAACCUGGACUCAAGCAGUGUAAGUGCGGGGCUGCACUCCCUCGACACUUCUGGCAAGCUGGAAGAAGACUUUGACAUGUUUGCCCUGACCCGUGGCAGCUCGUUGGCUGAGCAGCGCAAAGGGGUAAAAUAUGAAGACCCCCAAGCCACCAAAGGCCUUGCUGGUGCCCUGGAUGCCCGGCAGCAGAACACAGGAGCAGGGGAGUCUGGUGAUGGAGCCCAGCUGACAAAGUGGAUGAUGCGUCAAGGAAUGGUACCAGUUCCUCAAGCCAAUUUCAUGGAAGACAUAGAAAAGUGGCUCUCCACUGACGUGGGAGAAUCAGAGGAUCCAAAAGGUGUCACCAGUGAAGAGUUUGACAAAUUUCUGGAAGAGCGAGCAAAAGUUGCGGACCGCCUCCCCACUUUGUCCAGCUCCUCAGCAGGGACAUCUCUGUCCCCUCCUGCUGCCAGCCAUCAUCGGAAGCAAGCAAAGGAAGAUGAUGCUAUGUUUGCCUUGUGAAUGCUAUGGACUGGUGUGCUGUGGAGCAAGAGGCUGUGUGUGCUGUUUUGCUUGCCUCCAACCAGGGGCCAGCAGAGGAAGGACUCUGUCCCCUUCCUCCAUUCUCUUCCUGUUUUACCUUUGAGUUGUUUUUAUUUUUAAGCUGCUUUCAGACUUCAGAUAAUCUUUGUUGUGUUUAGCAAUAUCAUACAAUAGACUUGUAAAGGGGGUUUCAAAGCUGCUAGAGAAUGUUGGAGUUCAGUGGGCUUUUCUUUUUAUGGUACAGUGUGGGCAAAGCAGAAGAAGCUCCGGAAGAAGCUCCCCCAUCCUACUUUCCAGUGGGGUGUUAGAGAUCUUGCCCAAGAAACAGGAGAGGCUGCAGUCUGCUGCUGAAAUCAUUCCUGCCUGCCUCUUUCCUCACCCCUCCCCUAGAAUGUAUCUCCAGCCCUCUGCCUGCCAGUGUUAGACUGGAAAGCAUGGGGAUGUGAAGCAUUACUGGUGGCCAAGGAGGAACACUAAUGGUAGAGAGACCCUGUUGCUCUAACCUCUCUUGCACAAGUGUUUGUGGUAUGUAACACCUUCCCACUCACAACCCCUUCUCUUCCUCACCUCCCUUUCCCCAUCAGUUUAUCCAGAAUCCUACCCACAGCCCAGAUGUUUCCAUUGCAUGACAGCCAGUCAUCCAAACCCUUGGCAGCACACAGGACUGCAAGCGGUACCCCAGGCUGAAGGGGCUGUCUCCCACAGGGUAGGAUGUGCCUUCAGCAAACUAUUUGCAGUUAAUUUAAUUUUCCAUUAUCCUACUUUUCUCCCAGUGUGAUCCUACCUCCCUCUCCCACUGAUGCCUUCCACCGCAUCGUGCCGUGGUGUGGGGAGUCUCUCAGAGCCAGGCCAAUGCUACAGACUCCCUCAGGCUGGCUGUGUGCGCCGGGGUCACAGAGUGCAUCCCCCUAAAUAGGAGGCCCUUCCAUCAGCACUCUUACACCAGUGGGAACAUGCUUUUGCUGCAGAAGCUUGUUCAGCUGGUGAGCACAGAGGGGAAGCAAGACAUCAGUCAUCUCAUGCCAGUAGAACAGCCUUGCAGCAGCCAGAAGCUCCUCUGCACAUGGGGAGAAAAACGCUUCAGAGCAAACUGCACACGCUGCCCACUUGUAAAUGAAAGCCAGGGAGGAGGGUGCCAAGCUCAGAGCUCCUGUUUGUGGGAUUUCUUGAGUGUGGGAGAGUUGUCCUUUUUUACUGCACAUUAAAGGAGCAAAGACUUGAGCCUCCCUUGAA